UUUUGUCGCUUCUCGCAGGAGUCUCUAUCUAUAUUUACGCGUAAACCCCCCCUCAACAACACUCAUCAAACCCACCCCCGAACUCUUCUUAAGGUCCGAGCCACCACCCUCAGCGCAUGUUCAUGGAACAUCACUGCCUUCAGAACAACCCCAAUUCAUCAGCAAAUGCACCUUCCUCCUCGUCAUCUCCGAACAAGUCCGACGACAGGAAGAGAUCGCCGCCGACCCGGAACGUCAAGACCAGAGGCAGAAGAUCGGGGCCGCUCAGGCUCUCGACCGACCCGCAGAGCGUGGCCGCCCGGCGCCGGCGGCACCGCAUCAGCGACCGGUUCAAGGUCCUGCAGAGCCUCGUCCCCGGGGGAGCCAAGAUGGACACCGUGUCCAUGCUCGAGGAGGCCAUCCAAUACGUCAAGUUCUUGAAGGCCCAGAUUUGGCUCCACCACGCGGCGUACGAGGGCCGUGCCGGCUGGCCCGACUUCGUCCCUGCCGGCGCGGCCGCAGCACCUCCCCCGGCGGCUCAUCAGUGGGCUCAGAUGGCCCAGAGCCAGCCCGACAGCGUCUCUUCGAGCUUCGUGGACGUCGAUCAUACAACACCGCCAUCGAAUUUAGCAGAUCUCUGGUGGUUUCAAGCUUGUGAAGAGACCAUGUCGUGCGAUGAACCGGGCGUGAGGCAAUCUCUGGCUUAAUAUAAUGUCGUCCGUCUUUAUUGGCUCGUGUGAGUAUCAUAUGUAUAUCGCAUUGUGUGGGUAGUCUUCUUCUUCUUCUUCUUGCUUUUUUUUUUGAAUUUCUUUUCUGAUUUUAAGGGGAUGGGUGUGGCCAAAAGAGGAAAAAAAAGAAGUUUUGAGGGGGCGCGUAGUAAUUAAUUGAAGCUUCGUGAUGUCAAUUUUGUACUAGUAUGGGGAUGAAAUUGGAAAAAAGGAGGUGCAAUUC
Messenger RNA from Syzygium oleosum, 930 nucleotides. Its product is annotated as transcription factor HEC1. Gene Ontology annotation, molecular function: DNA-binding transcription factor activity; protein dimerization activity. The record is from RefSeq and is a predicted model, not a curated record. The coding region runs from base 117 to 686 and encodes 189 amino acids. Gene Ontology annotation, biological process: regulation of DNA-templated transcription. The transcript has a single exon. Lineage: Eukaryota; Viridiplantae; Streptophyta; Magnoliopsida; Myrtales; Myrtaceae.